Molecule: messenger RNA, 2576 nt
Organism: Amblyraja radiata (thorny skate)
Lineage: Eukaryota; Metazoa; Chordata; Chondrichthyes; Rajiformes; Rajidae
Gene: hsf1
Product: heat shock transcription factor 1
Exons: 14
Coding region: 288-1868 (526 amino acids)
Biological process (GO): regulation of DNA-templated transcription
Molecular function (GO): sequence-specific DNA binding; DNA-binding transcription factor activity
Source: RefSeq, a predicted model, not a curated record
GCAGAGUUGCUGCUGUUGCUGCUGCGUGAGUAAGAUGGCGGCCGUUGCCGGGGACCGCGCUGAGGCGGGUUAAGCGCUGUCUCCCAGCUCACAGUAGACAGUGUUUAAAGCUUUCCUCCCUUCUUCUUCUCCCCCCCCUCCCCUGUGACUGCGCAUCGGGGAAAGCGCCUGUGGUGCGGGGCGUUGACAGUCGCCUGGUAACAGUUACUCUCUCUGCUCCCCUCCAUCCCACACCACCGCUCCUCCCUGUGCCGGCUCCCAGGCCUGGGGCCUUCCCCGGGCUCCGGAUGGACGCGCACGGCAGCAACGUGCCCGCUUUCCUCACCAAGCUGUGGACUUUAAUCGAGGAUCCCGACACCAACGAGCUCAUCUGCUGGAGCGCAAGUGGCAACAGCUUCCAUGUCUUUGAUCAAGGACGUUUUGCGAAAGAAGUGCUUCCAAAAUACUUCAAGCACAACAACAUGGCCAGUUUUGUGCGACAACUCAAUAUGUAUGGUUUCCGUAAAGUUGUAAACAUUGAACAAGGUGGACUUGUGAAACCAGAAAAGGAUGAUACGGAGUUUCAACAUGUAUACUUCAUCCGGGGACAGGAACACUUGCUGGAAAAUAUCAAGAGAAAGGUGACAAAUAUAUCAACAGUCAAGCCUGAAGAGCUGAAAGUCCGUUCAGAUGAUGUAGGUAAAAUUCUAAAUGAUGUCCAAAUCAUGAAAGGGAAGCAGGAAAAUGUGGACAACAAGCUGAUAAACAUGAAGCAUGAAAACGAAGCAUUGUGGCGUGAGGUGGCCAGCCUGCGACAGAAACAUGCCCAGCAGCAGAAAGUCGUAAAUAAGCUAAUUCAGUUUCUCAUUUCACUUGUGCAGUCCAACAGAGUCAUCGGUGUGAAGAGGAAAAUGCCUCUGAUGUUAAAUGAUAGCAGUUCCGCGCAUUCCAUGCCAAAGUACAGUCGCCCAUACUCCUUGGAACCCUUGCAGGAAACGGCAGCACUGACACAAACUUCUGUGAACUUUCCAGGAAACAGCUGCUUUUCACCCGAUAACUCGCUAUCGUCUGGUCCAAUUAUUUCGGAUAUCACGGACUUGGCGCAGUGCAGCCCUUCACUCUCCCCGCCUCUUCACAUGGAAAGAAUCAGUCCUCUGCUCAAUAUUAAAGAAGAGCCUCCAAGUCCAAUAGCUCAUCCGGAAAUUGAGGUGGUCUGUCCUGUUGCCAUCGGCACUGAAGAGGCCCUUUCUCCAUCAACCUUCAUCGAUUCCAUCCUGGAGGACAACGACGUUAGCACUGCACAACCACAACCUGAGGACCAAUGUCUCAGUGUGGCUUGCCUUGACAAUUUGAUUCAAGCCCAGCAGAUGCCAGAAGUCAAUUGUGUUAUCUCCAGUCUUUCUUCCUCUACUCAUCCCAGAGCACUGAUAGGAAAUGAUCUCUACAAUCACUUGGAUCGAAUUGAUUCCAGCCUGGAUAACCUACAGAACCUGCUGUCGGGGCAAUCUUUCAGCAUGGAAUCCAGCACACUUUUAGAUGUCUCCUCCUGUCUGCAGCUGUUCAGCCCGUCACUGUCUGCUGUCGAUCUGAAUUUGCCAGAUGUGGAAGGUAACCUUGCUGCAAUGCAGGAUCUUUUGGGCUCACAGGAACAGAAGUGUUUAGAGACACAGUCAAACACGGCAGAUACAGGCAAACAGGUUGUCCAGUACAGCGCGCCCCCUCUGCUGCUGCUCGACUCCAACUCCAACGACGCAGGAGACCUCCCCGUCUUAUUCGACGCCGGAGAUUCUCCGUUCUUCUCGCCGGAUGAGAGCCUCACGGACGACGACCCACUCUCCCUCAUAUCAAGCACCAACCUGACACACACAAAGGAUCCUUGCAUCUCCUAACUGUAGGAGCAACCCUCUCCCCUCCCCCUCCCCCUCCCCCUCCACCUCCCCAAACAUGCCAGGUGGUGGAAUAUUCAUUCGGGUCACAGCUUUCUGCUGCAGGAAAGGAUGCAGUACAAAAGAGUGAAACUGUACCUUUCAAUAUUUAAUUUUGAUGAACAGUUUGUGUUACUAACCUGACAUUCUCAUGGCAAGAACAGCCCCAGGUACUGUAACGGAGAAGAGUAUCGUAGGGUUCCUCCUCCUGUUACUUGCGAGACGGACAAGAUGAUUGAUUGCAGCCUGCAAUGCUAUAGUCUUGUUUCUUAGCGCCUCCCACCCGCCAGCCCGCCCCAUGCACCACCCCUCCUCCCCUUGGGAGACGGAGAGCAGUUAGAUCUCGCUCCGGAUAAAGUCUGAGGAAAUGACGAAAGCGCCCUGAUUUUCAUCCUGGGUGGGGGGAGAGAAUAAUUCUUGAUAUCUUGUUUAAUUUACUUCUGUGCUGCCCCUCCUCUCCAAGCAAGAAUUUCAUUGUCCUAUGUGGGACACAUGACAAUAAACUCUCUUGACUUGACUUGACUUGACACCCCCACCCUCCCCAACCCCUUCCUCCACCUUCCCUCCAUGGUCCUUGUUUUUUUUUGUAUAUUUACACAUUAAUCCAGUUGCUGAUUACUGAAGAUGUAUUUUUUGAUUCAUAUAUUAAAAAAACGUUUUUUAAAAAGCCAA